Ipomoea triloba (trilobed morning glory) is the source of this 865-nucleotide messenger RNA. RefSeq names its product GPI mannosyltransferase 2-like. Gene Ontology annotation, biological process: GPI anchor biosynthetic process. The record is from RefSeq and is a predicted model, not a curated record. The annotation marks the transcript as partial. Gene Ontology annotation, cellular component: endoplasmic reticulum membrane; mannosyltransferase complex. Lineage: Eukaryota; Viridiplantae; Streptophyta; Magnoliopsida; Solanales; Convolvulaceae. The transcript has 4 exons. Gene Ontology annotation, molecular function: alpha-1,6-mannosyltransferase activity; GPI mannosyltransferase activity.
CCAUGGUGCAAGGCGAAGCUUCCCUUACUCUAUGACUAUAUCCAAAGUCAUUAUUGGGGAGUGGGAUUCUUGAGAUAUUUUCAAAUAAAACAGAUCCCAAACUUUCUACUUGCUUCCCCAAUUUUGUCUCUUGCACUCUGCUCAAUUAUACAUUAUGUGAAGCUACAGCCCAAAGUUUUCCUCUCAGUAGGCUUCCAAGCUUCUUCCAUGAUUAAAGGACAGACCGUUUCACCCUUUUCUAAGGGGACAAAUGCAGGGCCAAAGAGUGCUGACUUUGCAGUGAAAGAUACCUCUAGCAAAUUGCAAGGCAAUCAUGUACUUAAACACCGGAAACAAGCUGCUGGAAGCAAGGAUUCUGGGGCAAUCCCAUCAGAAACUGGAAAAUCAGAUAAUCCAGAUCUAUCGACUAUACUUGUUCCAUUCAUAUUCCAUCUCGGAUUCAUGGUGGCAACAGCUUUUCUUGUUAUGCACGUACAGGUCGCAACCCGAUUCUUAUCUGCCAGCCCUCCUCUCUACUGGUUUGGCUCAUAUAUCAUGGCUUCCCCCAACAUCGGCAAGAGAUGGGGGUAUUGUAUUUGGGCAUAUUGUUCGGCUUACAUCUUUCUUGGCAGUCUACUGUUCUCAAACUUCUACCCUUUCACAUGAGGAUCUAGAGUCUUUUCCUAAAACUAGGAUCAAGACACACAAUGUAGUAACUCUGUUUUUGAGCUUGGGAGAAUGCAUCUUUUAUAGUUAAUAGUUAAUACCCUUUCACUUUAGUUUCUGAAAUCUGCCCUGAUUUUUUACUAUUGUAAACAUGUACUCUUGACAGAACACAAAUACUUGUGAACCAUGAUGAAUGCAAUUCCAUAUAUUUGUUCAAAAA